Molecule: messenger RNA, 10147 nt
Organism: Coregonus sp. 'balchen'
Lineage: Eukaryota; Metazoa; Chordata; Actinopteri; Salmoniformes; Salmonidae
Source: the annotation of a GenBank genome assembly
AGACACUGUCACUGGCAUUGAGCCAACAUGGCUUCCUUUCCGUGUAAACAACAACAGCAUCAAGUGAACGGGGUUUGAGUUUAGGCCUAUUACCUCGCAUAUGCUCUGUCUCUUGGAUUUCGCAAAUAAUACGCAACUAGAAAUAGUUAUGUAACCUACAACGAUGUGCCGAAUGUGUUUCUAGUGAGUAUAUAUUGCGCCCACCCCAAUUGUAACUCGCUAAUUUAUCUUUUGAGGCCAACAUGAACAUUAGUUAGCUGCUAGCCUGCUAACGUUAGCUCGCUGGCAAGCUACCACCACCAAGGGAUAUUGAGUUUGAAGCAGCUAGCUAGCAAGUUAUCUAGCGAAACAUGGUGUGAGUUUUUUUAAAGGUUGAUAGUUCGGUACAAUCGAUGCUUGUUGUGAAAUGUAAUUGCAUACAAUCAACGUAUACAUAUUUUUAGUUUACAUACAGUAGCAACGUGCUAGACAUUAGCUAGCUAACUAAAGUUAGCUAACGUCUGGUCUAAUUUAUCAUUGCUUGCAAACGUUCGCUAGUUAGCCAACAGUACAUGUUAGCUUUUCAAUUAUCGCUUACGCUGGAUUAAAGUGAUCUCUCAUUGGACCACUUGGAUGAAACCAGUGUUUAUAAUUUUCUUAGCUAACUAACAUUAGCUAAAGUUAAAGUCAGCUGACCGUCUCAUAUUUACAGCUAUCUAGCGAGGUAACUACUUAGCUAUGUUCGUUAGUUAGCUAACUUAACUAGCUAGCUACGACGUUUGUUUUAUUUUAGCUAGUUAGUAUAGUAACUGGUAAUGUGAAGAGAGGCCUGUCAGUUUAUACGAUUAAGGAUUAUUAAUCAUUAAUACAGUAGCGAACAUACCCCAUUCCAUGGUAGCUAGCAUGACAGUUAUUUAGGCCUUUCUAGUUUUAAUUAAAUAGUUUACCUAACUAACUAGUAGGAACAACCUAACUAGCUAGCUACCGGUAAGUAAUUUGUUAGAUCAAAUAGUUACCAAUGAGAAUACUGAAUGUCUUACAAUCAACUGAAUAUCGUCAGUUGUCUAAGUAGCUAGGGGCCUACAAGUGGCAUUUAUGGGGAUACUAAUACAUUUCGCUGGCCACAUGAAGUAGCUAACCUUAAAAAAAUUUUUGUUAUCAAUUGUGAUAAUGUAACCUUCAACCCCAACAGAUUAUUGUCCUUCAGACAACUCAUCAUCCUCCUCUCCGCUGGGUAGUUCAAUAGCCAUGUCCUCGCAUCAGCCCACCAGUUCAGCCUCCAACAGUCCCACCAGCACCUUUGGCUCACCUUUCUCAGUCAUCAGCCCCUCACUGGGCUCCCCUGGUGUGGCACCCUCCAUGGGUUAUGGGCCUAUUAGCAGUAGUCAGGUGAGAAACAAACCCAGGGACCUUGUUUUGCUUUUAUGUUUGCAUUUGAAUGAUCCUACUCUGUAUGUGUUUAUUCUCUAGCAUUAUUUCCAAGCUCAGACAAGUGCAAAAGUUUGUUGCUGCACACAUAACCGCUGACAUUUAGGCUAGCCUAGAUGUUAUUUUUUAUUUUUUUAAAUCAGUCAUGAUAACAGUAUUGUUAUUUAUUUAUAUAUAUAUAUAUAUAUAUAUAUAUAUAAUUAUUAUUAUUAUUAUUAUAAUUUUUUUUUUCUUCACUUUUUUGUUUGUGCACAGAUCAACUCUACAAUGGGGAUGCACUCGAUCAGCAGCUCCGAUGAUGUCAAGCCCCCGUUUGGCUUGAGGCCUAUGUCUGCACACAGCCCUGGGAUAAUGCUCUCCCAGAAACGCAUGUGUGCCAUCUGUGGAGACCGCUCCUCUGGUGAGUGCUGUGCACUAAGAGCAGGGUUAGUAGAGGUGAAACGUCGGGCUGGGGACUUAUUUUAAAUCCCUGGCAAUUUCAGAGAGGAUAAUCCUUUUUGUCAGCUGUCUUCAGCUGUGUGUCCUGACCUCUGCAUCAGUCUAACCAAUGUUCUUUACCGGCCUGUUUGAUUCUAUGUCAGUAUAUAAACACUAAAGGCAUUUGAAAUGCUGCAGAUUCAUUAAUUAGUGAAGCUCUGCGUAACUGCUCGUAAAAAAAAAAAAAAACUCCUCAUUCCUACAUAGUGUUGCACGGUAUACCGGUACCACGGUAAUAUCACAGUACCAAAACGUCAUGAUACUAAUGAUACCAACAUUUUAGAAUACCGUAGUACUGUUUCAUAUGAUACUACCGACUUUUUCAGCCCUACCGAUAAAAAAAUAUAAUUUAGCUGUGAUGGCGAGCGGGGAUACAGACCCUGAUGAGUGUUCUGUUAGAUUUGUUACAUUGGAGCAGCGCGCAAAGCGAGCAAUGAUGAUACAUUGUAUCAUUUCAUCGCCUGUUAUACCCAAGAGCACAGACCAGUCUGAGUAUACUUUUCAAGUUCAUGUUCAUGCAGCCUCUGAGUGUCAGAGAGGGAAAAUGGAGCACCGCUUGGCGACAGGCGUGCUUGCUGCUUUACAGCAAAGAAAAGGGCUUGUCUCGAAAAUAUGACCCUUAUUACCAGAGAUGCCUUUUUUUAUUUAUAUCGGGAUUCACACGUAUUUUAUAUAAUUUCUAAAAAAAAUGUAGCAAGCCAUUUUAAACUAAUCCCGGGUCGCUAAUUAUUGCUUUGAUAAUGAACAACGUUGUUCAGUCAUGUUACCUAGCUAGCUAACAUCCUGGUAACUUGACAGUAGGUUUAGGCUCAUCUGAAUGGCCCAGGAAGAAAGGAAAAGGGUUUGCUACUCAUGAGAUGUAGGCCUAAUGGAAGACUAAACGAUUUCAAAAUCUAUUUCUUUCUGGUGCUCCUUAAAUUCUGUUUGGUGCCUAACGUUUUAAAAGUUGGGAGCAGUGUGUGUAUGUGUUUGUGGGAGACUGCAAGUGGUGUGUGUGUGUGUGUUUAUGAGAGUGAGGGAGACCGUGUGUCUGUCUGUGUUAACUGAAGAGUAAAGAAGGUUUCAUGCAAUGUUUUCCCCUUACUCACACAAUGACAUGCAGAUCAUUAUGCAUCACAGGAGGUUGCUGGCACCUUAGUUGGGGACGACAGGCUCGUGGUAAUGGCUGGAGUGGAAUCAGUGGAAUGGUAUCAAACACGUUUUCUAUGUGUUUGAUGCCAUUCCAUUUGCACCGUUCUAGUCAUUAUUAUGAGCCGUCCGUCCCUCAGCAGCCUCCACUGAUGUAUAUUCCUUCCUCCUAUUCCUCCAGCCAAAUCACACAAAGGCCUUUGCAAAACUUAGCAAAUCAGCCAUUCAAUGCAUUAUGCUAUUAUACACUGAACAGUGUGAAGUUAAAUUCAAUGUGUUGUAUUGAGUAGAAGUGUGAAUUUUUAGAAAACGUGAACAAGCGUCAGGGGGAUGAGGCGAACAGGAUUCUAGGCCAUUGAUUUUUCCCCCACUAUGGUAUUGAGAUACUACUUGGCCUGGUGUCAUAUCAUUUGUAAAAUGUUGGUGUCGUGACAAGCCUACCCCCCCCGCAGGUAAGCACUACGGUGUGUACAGCUGUGAAGGUUGCAAGGGCUUCUUCAAACGCACAGUUCGCAAGGACCUGAGCUACACCUGCAGGGAUAACAAAGAGUGCCUGGUGGACAAGCGCCAGCGCAACCGCUGCCAGUACUGCCGCUACCAGAAGUGUCUGGCUAUGGGCAUGAAGAGGGAAGGUGAGGAGGGGAGGGGAGGGGAGGGACUGAAUGUUUGGAGCAUUCAUAUUUAAUCAAUUUUGAUGAGAGUUUGUAGGAGUGCUUUUGAAAGGGCAACAUAAAUUUUAAAAAGAUUGAGAAACUUGUGGGUUUUUAAAACCUGCAUAAUCAACUUGACUACAUUUUUUUUCAAAGUAGGCUGUUGUAAGAAUAUAUUUUGGAUAGACUCAGAAAUGGUAUAGUUCAAAGCCCAGAAUCAUUUGGCCAAAUGAUUGAAUAUAGGCCUAGCCCAGUAAAACCUUUGACGAUCACUUCUAUUUGAUCAUUUUAUUGUGUGGGGGAGGGUACGUUGUUUUCAAAGUCAUUAACAAAACAGAGGGGGAGAGAAUAUCGGGGUAGGUUCAUAUAACUAACCCCUCUCUUACUUUUCUUUCCCCCUAUUCUCUCUCUCCCUCCUUCUAUAGUGGUCCAAGAUGAACGUCAGAAAUGUAAGGAUAAAGUCAUGGCGAGAUGAAGAAUGAUAUAUUUGGAUGUGGUAUUGAGAGAUUGCAAUUAAACACCAAAUGCUCGGCACACACUGGUAGGCUAAUUCUCACAUCACAAUGGCUAUGAAAUGAAAGACGUGAAUGCAUUAUGGUGUAAAAGUAUACCAAUUUGACCUUUCACCCUGUAUGGAUGAAGCCUAACACGAGUUAAGACGGGCACAACAGGGUUUCCUCCUUUCUUUUCUAAACCUGUGACUCCACUCCCUCCCGUCCCUCUCCUAUUAACCCCCACCCCUCUUCCUGUCUCCCGUCUCUCCCUCUCCCCUCCUGGCUGUGUGGUGUGGUGUGGUUGGGUGCAUGGCGGGGUGCAGCAGUCCAGGAGGAGCGUCAGAGGAUCAGGGAGCGAGAGGAGGGACUGGAGUGCAGCAGUGCUGUGAACGAGGAGAUGCCCGUGGAGAAGAUCUUGGAGGCGGAGACGUCCGUGGAGCAGAGGGUGGAGCUCCACUCUGACGCAGGCUCCGCUGGUAGUUCUGUGAGUAUACAGGGCUAUACUGUUGACUGGAUCAGUAUUAGGGUUGCGAAAUUUUGCGACGCUAAUAAGUAUUCGGAUAGAGCGGUGUCACCUCAAGGAAUUACCUGGCUCCGAUUCAUAGCCUACUGCUCAACUCUUGGGACGAAUAUACUUUGAAAACGUUAGAUAAACUGCUGUCUGUUUAGCAUCAAGAUUAAAGGUGUUUUCUUUCCUACUAGGGAUUAUUGCAUUAUUUCUAGCUUCAGGAUUGGCUUUUAGGGUCUGAUGUUAUUGCAUUUUAUGGGAUUUUUCUAUCUUUUUUUUGUGGUUUUAGCCCCAUGAUGCGGUGACAAACAUCUGCCAGACUGCAGACAAGCAGCUGUUUGCAUUGGUGGAGUGGGCCAAGAGGAUCCCCCACUUCUCUGAGCUGCCCCUGGAUGACCAGGUCAUCCUCCUGCGUGCAGGUACCACUGCCUGGAGGGAGGGAGACACCAGGAGGGUGGAUGUGAUAUGCACUGUCUCAAAGAAUAGACUUUAAAAGUGAUUUUCUGUUCCUGUAUUUAUUCAAGAGGCAACCAGAGUAGUGCAUAUGAUGGUGUACAUUUCUCUACCAGUGCAAAGCCCAAAAAGACUGAUCAUAGAGAAGGAGCUGCCCCUAUUGUGGGGAUAUUUGUAACUGCUGUCAAUUGUAUUACAUGCCCGUAUAUCCUGCUAUUAUAAAAAAAGACAAGACAGGGAAAGAAAGACCAGAAAAGAGAUGGCUCCUAAAAAAAAUAAAAAUAUUUAAAAUAAUAAGUAAAUGUUUUUAUAAUAAAUGGUUUAGUACCCAAAUGUGUGGGGGUAGGGGUGGGUUUUUAAUAUAAAUAAAAAAGAAAGAAAGAGCAGCCGCUAAUUGUAUGCUUUAUUCCUCCUCUUUAUCCGUCCUUCGUCAGGGGGCUAUUGUAGCAGAAAUGUCUUUAUCCGUCCUUCGUCAGGGGGCUAUUGUAGCAGAAAUGUCUUUAUCCGUCCUUCAUCAGGGGGCUAUUGUAGCAGAAAUGUCUUUAUCCGUCCUUCGUCAGGGGGCUAUUGUAGCAGAAAUGUCUUUAUCCGUCCUUCGUCAGGGGGCUAUUGUAGCAGAAAUGUCUUUAUCCGUCCUUCGUCAGGGGGCUAUUGUAGCAGAAAUGUCUUUAUCCGUCCUUCAUCAGGGGGCUAUUGUAGCAGAAAUGUCUUUAUCCGUCCUUCGUCAGGGGGCUAUUGUAGCAGAAAUGUCUUUAUCCGUCCUUCGUCAUGGGGCUAUUGUAGCAGAAAUGUCUUUAUCCGUCCUUCGUCAUGGGGCAAUUGUAGCAGAAAUGUCUUUAUCCGUCCUUCAUCAGGGGGCUAUUGUAGCAGAAAUGUCUUUAUCCGUCCUUCAUCAGGGGGCUAUUGUAGCAGAAAUGUCUAUCCGUCCUUCAUCAGGGGGCUAUUGUAGCAGAAAUGUACAGUCGUGGUCAAAAGUUUUGGUCUUCACAAAGUUCGCUGCUUCAGUGUUAUGAGAUAUUUUUGUCAGAUGCUGCUAUGGUAUACUGAAGUAUAAUUACAAGCAUUCCAUAACUGUCAAAGGCUUUCAUUGACAAUUACAUUUAGUUUAUGCAAAGAGUCAAUAUUUGCAGUGUUGACCCUUCUUUUUCAAGACCUCUGCAAUCCGCCCUGGCAUGCUGUCAAUUAACUUCUGGGCCACAUCCUGACUGAUGGCAGCCAAUUCUUGCAUAAUCAAUGCUUGGAGUUUGUCAGAAUUUGUGGGUUUUUGUUUGUCCACCCGCCUCUUGAGGAUCGACCACAAGUUCUCAAUGGGAUUAAGGUCUGGGGAGUUUCCUGGCCAUGGACCCAAAAUGUUGAUGUUUUGUUCCCCGAGCCACUUAGUUAUUACUUUUGCCUUAUGGCAAGGUGCUCCAUCAUGCUGGAAAAGGCAUUGUUCGGCACCAAACUGUUCUUGGAUGGUUGGGAGAAGUUGCUCUCGGAGGUUGUGUUGGUACCAUUCUUUAUUCAUGGCUGUGUUCUUAGGCAAAAUUGUGAGUGAGCCCACUCCCUUGGCUGAGAAGCAACCCCACACAUGAAUGGUCUCAGGAUGCUUUACUGUUGGCAUGACACAGGACUCACCUUGUCUUCUCCGGACAAGGUGUUUUCCGGUUGCCCCAAACAAUCGGAAAGGGGAUUCAUCAGAGAAAAUGACUUUACCCCAGUCCUCAGCAGUCCAAUCCCUGUACCUUUUGCAGAAUAUCAGUCUGUCCCUGAUGUUUUUCCUGGAGAGAAGUGGCUUCUUUGCUGCCCUUCUUGACACCAGGCCAUCCUCCAAAAGUAUUUGCCUCACUGUGCGUGCAGAUGCACUCACACCUGCCUGCUGCCAUUCCUGAGCAAGCUCUGCACUGGUGGUUCCCCGAUCCCGCAGCUGAAUCAACUUUAGGAGACGGUCCUGGCGCUUGCUAGACUUUCUUGGGCGCCCUGAAGCCUUCUUCACAACAAUUGAACCUCUCUCCUUGAAGUUCUUGAUGAUCAGAUAAAUGGUUGAUUUAGGUGCAAUCUUACUAGCAGCAAUAUCCUUGCCUGUGAAGCCCUUUUUGUGCAAAGCAAUGAUGACGGCACGUGUUUCCUUGCAGGUAACCAUGGUUAAGAGGAAGAACAAUGAUUUCAAGAACCACCCUCCUUUUAAAGCUUCCAGUCUGUUAUUCUAACUCAAUCAGCAUGACAGAGUGAUCUUCAGCCUUGUCCUCGUCAACACUCUCACCUGUGUUAACGAGAGAAUCACUGACAUGAUGGCAGCUGGUCCUUUUGUGGCAGGGCUGAAAUGCAGUGGAAAUGUUUUUUGGAGAUUAAGUUCAUUUUCAUGGCAAAGAGGGACUUUGCAAUUAAUUGCAAUUCAUCUGAUCACUCUUCAUGACAUUCUGGAGUAUAUGCAAAUUGCCAUCAUCAAAACUGAGGCAGCAGACUUUGUGAAAAUUAGUAUUUGUGUCAUUCUCAAAACUUUUGACCACGACUGUAUAUCUGUCCUUCGUCAGGGGGCUAUUGUAGCAGAAAUGUCUAUUGUCCUUCGUCAGGGGGCUAUUAUAGCAGAAAUGUCUAGCUGUCCUUCGUCAGGGGGCUAUUGUAGCAGACCUGUAUUUACUGUCCUUCGUCAGGGGGCUAUUAUAGCAGAAAUGUCUGUCCUUCGUCAGGGGGCUAUUGUAGCAGAAAUGUCUUUAGCUGUCCUUCGUCAGGGGACUAUUGUAGCAGAAAUAUCUUUACUGUCCUUCGUUAGGGGGCUAUUGUAGCAGAAAUGUCUUUACUGUCCUUCGUCAGGGGGCUAUUGUAGCAGAAAUGUCUUUACUCUCCUUCGUCAGGGGGCUAUUAUAGCAAGAAUGUCUUUACUGUCCUUCGUCAGGGGGCUAUUGUAGCAGAAAUGUCUUUACUCUCCUUCGUCAGGGGGCUAUUAUAGCAAGAAUGUCUUUACUGUCCUUCGUCAGGGGGCUAUUGUAGCAGGAAAGUUUUUACUGUCCUUUGUCAGGGGGCUAUUGUAGCUGAAAUGGCCGAAUCCACUAGUUUGAAGGGGUGUCCACAUACUUUUGACCAUGUAGAGUAAGAGAGCAAGAAGCAAUCCAUGACCUAUCAUUUGAUACAUUAUUAAUCCAUUUGAUCAGUAGCACCAUGUGUUAACUCUGUUGGACAGUAGCAAAUGCCCCAGAGGUUGUUGAUGUCCCUAAUAAGGUCCUUCUCUGCUCCUCUCUGCUCUUCUGUCCUGUGUAUCUGUCCCGUCCCAUCGGUCUCUCCUCCUCCCUCCUCUGCCCCUCUCCUGUCUUCUCCCCUCUCUUUUUCUCCUGUGUGUCAGGGUGGAAUGAACUUCUGAUCGCCUCCUUCUCCCACCGCUCCAUCGCUGUGAAGGACGGAGUCCUGCUGGCCAAUGAGCUGCACCGGGACAACGCACACAGUGCAGGGGUGGCGGCCAUCUUUGACAGGUAAGCACACAGUGCAGGGGUGGCGGCCAUCUUUGACAGGUAGGCACACAGUAUGCGGCUAAGUUUCCCCUUGGUACAGAUCUAGGAUCAGCUUCCCCUAACAUUAACCACUAGUGGGGAAAACGUACAAUAUUAUAAUAAUAGCAUAAUUACCAUCGAGAUGUGUAUAUAAUAACAGUGUUGUAUUAAUGUACAUAAUGUGAAAACACGCUGUAAUUGACCCCACAGGGAGAGUGUGCAGAGUGCCGAGGUGGGAGCCAUAUUUGACAGGUAAUAACACACACACACACACCAAGUAUAUGUCUAUGUCGACAAUUUUUGACAUGUUCUGUUUUCACCUGUCUGCCCUCCGUUCCUCCUAUAGAGUUCUCACUGAGCUGGUCAGUAAGAUGAGAGACAUGCAGAUGGACAAGACCGAGCUGGGCUGCCUCAGAGCCAUCGUCCUCUUCAACCCAGGUACUCUAUUAUUAACAUCAGUCCCUCAUACAAUGUUACCUCUGCACGUUUACUGUCAUGGUUUCGUUCCAAUAACUGUUGUGUGUUGUCCCUCCUUCAGACGCUAAAGGUCUAUCCAACACCGGGGAGGUGGAGCUCCUGAGAGAGAAGGUCUAUGCGUCACUGGAAGCCUACUGCAAGCAGAAAUACCCAGAGCAGCAGGGAAGGUAGGCAUUCAUGUGCUACAUGCUUUAGUACUAGUAUCCCAUACACUAAAAGGAAUGUACAUUUGUAUCAUGUCUAAAACAAUAUAUGCUAAUCUGCUAUCCUGUGUUGUGCUGCUAACUGGCACUGUAAGUGCUAAGAGUGUUGCUGUUGCAUUCAUGUAGCUUAUUAAUGUCCAGUUACAGAGGGUAGUGCGUACAGCCCAGUACAUCACUGGGGCCAAGCUUCCUGCCAUCCAGGACCUCUAUACCAGGCGGUGUCAGAGAAAGGCCCUAAAAAGACUCCAGCCACCCUAGCCAUAGACUGUUCUCUCUGCUACCGCACGGCAAGCGGUACCGGAACGCCAAGUCUAGGUCCAAAAUGCUCCUUAACAGCUUCUACCCCCAAGCCAUAAGACUGCUGAACAGCUAAUCAAAUGGCUUCCAGGACUAUUUGCUCUGUUUAUUAUCUAUGCAUAGUCACUUUACCUCUACCUACAUGUACAUAUGACCUCAAUUACCUUGACUAAUACUGUGGCCCCGCACAUUGACUCUGUACCGGCACCACCUGUAUAUAGCCUCGUUAAUGUUAUUUUAUUAUUAGUCUUUAAUUAUUAUAAUUUCUUUACAUUUCAGUUUAUUUUAGUAAAUACUUUCUUAACAGUUAUUUUUCUUAACUGCAUUGUUGGUUAAGGGCUUGUAAGUAAGCAUUUUACUGUAAGGUAUUCGGCGCAUGUGACAAAUACAAUUUUAUUUUGAUUUUGUUAUUUCAUUCCCUACCUCUCCUCCCCUCCUCAGGUUUGCUAAGCUCCUCCUCAGGCUGCCAGCACUACGUUCUAUUGGCUUGAAGUGUUUGGAGCACCUGUUCUUCUUCAAGCUGAUUGGUGACACCCCUAUCGACACGUUCCUAAUGGAAAUGCUUGAAGCGCCUCAUCAGUUGGCAUAG